UUCUGAGAACUUGGAUCCUCACAUCCAAAGCCAGUUGCCAAUGGGGGUUCCCUUUAAAUCCAAGCCAAGUCAUUUAUUUUUCACGCUUACUCUGUAGUACUUCUGCAAAUGUUCACUUUGCUUUAUUUUAUGCAAUGGGAACUUCAGAACAGGCUCACCCCAGUUCUGAGUUCAGUUUGCCUGUGUCCUGUCAGCCACAAUGUGAGCCUCUGGAGGCAGACACGGUUCUAUGCAGAGGGUGCAGGGCUGUACUGGGCAGGUGUGCGUGUCAGCCCUGUGCACCCGCCCACAUGGGGCCCCCAGUGGCCGCCGGGAGACCCGUGUGGGCUAAGGGCUUUGUAAAUUCAGACGCAGGAGGACAUCUCCCCCAGUGUGUGUUUGCUCGCUUCUUCCUCUGACACUAUGGAUGGGUAGACGCUCAGUGUGGUGACUGUUCCAUCUGAACUGGUCAGGCCAGGGCCCAGGACCGGGCAGGACCGGGCAUUCACGUUUGCCCUUGAGAGCUCGUGGUUUCCGGGGACCAUCACUCAGCACAGAGAACUCCAGGGCAGAAAGCCCGUCAUGGCCAGCCCGAGAACCAGGAAGGCCCUUAAGGAAGUCAGGGCUCAGGAUGAAAACAACGUGUGUUUUGAGUGUGGCGCGUUUAACCCUCAGUGGGUGAGUGUGACCUACGGCAUCUGGAUCUGCCUGGAGUGCUCGGGGAAACACCGCGGGCUCGGGGUGCACCUCAGCUUCGUGCGCUCCGUCACUAUGGACAAAUGGAAGGACAUCGAGCUCGAGAAGAUGAAAGCUGGGGGCAACGCUAAAUUCCGACAGUUCCUGGAGUCUCAAGAGGACUACGACCCUUGCUGGGCCCUGCAGGACAAGUACAGCAGCAAAGCGGCAGCUCUCUUCAGGGACAAGGUGGCCACUCUGGCCGAAGGCAGAGAGUGGUCUCUGGCAUCAUCGCCCGCCCAGAACUGGACCCCGCCCCAGCCCAGGACCUUGCCGUCCACUGCCCACCGAGCCUCAGGCCCGCCGCACAGCUCCACCGCGUCUUCCGACAAGGCCUUCGAAGACUGGCUGAACGAAGACCUCAGCUCCUACCAAGGGGCCCAGGAGAGCCGCUACGUGGGGUUUGGGAACACGGUGCCGCCUCCGAAGAGAGAUGAGCACUUCCUGAACAGCGCCGUGUCGUCCCUGUACUCGGGCUGGAGCAGUUUUGCAACCGGAGCCAGCAAGUUCGCCUCGGCAGCUAAGGAGGGUGCGACAAAGUUUGGAUCCCAGGCAAGUCAGAAGGCAUCAGAACUGGGCCACAGCCUGAACGAGAACGUCCUCAAGCCCGCCCAGGAGAAGGUGAAGGAGGGAAAGAUUUUUGACGAGGUGUCCAGUGGGGUGUCUCAGUUGGCGUCCAAGGUCCAGGGCGUCGGCAGCAGGGGAUGGCGGGAUGUCACCACCUUUUUUUCUGGGAGAGCGGACGACCCUUCAGACAGACCCCCCGAGGGCCCGGGCUGCCAGCACAGCGCAGGGGACGGCUCCCAGCACGGCGCCAUCGACCGGGGCUUCUGGGAGACCUUCGGAAAUGCCGAGCCUGCCCAGGCCCGCAGGUCCCCGAGCAGCGACGGCUGGGCCUGUGCCAAGGCCGCGGACAGCUGGGAUGUGUGGGGCUCAGGCUCCGCGUCCAACAAGAACAGUGAUGCCAGCGACGUCGGGAAGGCCUGGGGGGGCGGUGGGGAGGGCAGGGCCACGGCCGCGCAGGUGGACGAGGGCUGGGACAGCCAGGACUGGUAGGCCCCGGGUGCCGCGCGUCUGCCCUCCGGUGUCACAGCGCCUCCUGUUCCACCCGAGAAGCACCGGCCCCGGUGCAAAGACGGCGCCCUGGGCAGGCCCCUGGCAGUGGUGCCGCCGGCCUGUAGGGGAGGCCGGCCGCGCCCCAAUAAACACUCUCCGAGUGCUCGC
Pteropus alecto (black flying fox) is the source of this 1938-nucleotide messenger RNA. It is a transcript of the gene ARFGAP1, whose product is annotated as ADP ribosylation factor GTPase activating protein 1. The record is from RefSeq and is a predicted model, not a curated record. Gene Ontology annotation, biological process: regulation of endocytosis; regulation of ARF protein signal transduction. Gene Ontology annotation, cellular component: Golgi membrane. NCBI's taxonomy places the organism in Eukaryota, Metazoa, Chordata, Mammalia, Chiroptera, Pteropodidae. The coding region runs from base 562 to 1770 and encodes 402 amino acids. The transcript has 13 exons. Gene Ontology annotation, molecular function: GTPase activator activity.